AUGCUUCUUCGAAGUCUGCUGCUCCUGGCUGGAGCUCAGUCUGCCUUUGCUAAGUGCAAAUGUUCCCCUACUGAUGAUUGCUGGCCAUCUGCCGACACAUGGAACGCCUUGAACAGCUCCGUUAAUGGAAAGCUUGCGCGCAACGAACCGAUUGCCCGACCGUGUUACCACGGCCCAGGGUACAGCUCCGAGCUCUGCCAGGAUAUCAGCUCCAACUGGACAAACAAUGAAUACCUGGCAACCUUUCCGGUUGGCUAUAGCUAUCCGCUCGUGGAAAGCUGUCCCCCUGUCAACGCCAUGCUGGCUGGCUACCCCCAAUGCGACCUGGGCAACUACCCUGUGUAUAGUGUCAAGGCGACAACGGCAGCGGAUGUUGCUGCCGGGAUCAAGUUUGCGCGGGAUCACAAUGUGAGGCUAGUUAUCAAGAACACCGGACAUGACAUUUCGCAGCGAUCGCAAGGAUACGGCAGCCUCUCCAUUUGGAUCAAGUCUAUUAAAGAUGGACUUCAUUUUCACGAUGGAUACGUCCCUGGAAAUGGCUCUUGUGCAUCUAACUGGACUGGAAGUGCGAUCACCGUAGGUGGUGGAUACGUGUGGGAGGACGUCUACGAUUUUGCUGCCAAGCAUAAUGUCAUCGCUGUUGGUGGAGCGGAUCCGACUGUCGGUGUUCUUGGAGGCUUCAUGCAAGGGGGUGGCCAUGGCCCCGUAAGCCACUUCUUCGGACUUGGGGCAGACCAGGUUCUGGAAUACAAUGUUGUCCUGGCCUCGGGGCAGCUUGUCACGGCCAACGCAUGCCAGUAUACAGACCUCUUUACUGCCCUCCGUGGAGGUGGUGGAGGCACCUAUGGUGUGGUCUUAUCGGCCACGAUCAAAGCCCACCCGACGCGUCCUGUUCUGGGUCAUAAUCUAGACGUCAUUGCACUUCACGGAAACGACGAUGCGGUUCUCACUGCAACUGGCAACAUAAUGUCGAAAUUGCCCGCUAUUUCCGACGCAGGGUACUCUGGCACCGCUAUUCUCUCGGCUAUAGCUGGACCGUUGGUCUAUACACAUCCUUUCCUGAACCUGCUUGACAACAAUUCCACCGAGACUCUGGAGAGCGCCAAAAACGCCAUGAACCGGCUUAUCCUGGAUGACCUGCUGCCGCACAACGGAACCUCGUAUCUGGUUCUAUCCACUUUCACCAGUUACCCGUCAUUCCAUGCAUACUACUCCAGCACGCACCACACAACCCCCGGUUCGAAUAGGCCGAUUAUGGCGUCAUGGCUUUUCGAUAGGCAAACACUGGAGUCUCCUGAUAAGAAUCUGACGAGCCUCCUUGAGACAGUCACCACGGAGACAGUCCGCAACAGCACCCUUUGGGCAACCUUGUUCAAUAUCGUCGCCGGUGGAAAGGUUCUCGAGCCCGUCCCUCAUACGUCCGUGAACCCAGCAUGGCGGAGCUCUCACCUCCUAUUCCAGCAAAUCGAUGCCUGGCCCGACAAUGCCGGCACCGAGGAGAUCCAACAAUAUCGAAGCGACCUCACCAACAUUAAAUUGAAAGCGAUGAAGGACAUGGCUCCGGGCAUGGGCACCUAUCUAAACGAGGCUGAUCCGUACGACCCGGACUGGAGAAAAGACUGGUUUGGAGACAAAUACGACUGGCUUGCAUCUGUCAAGAAGAAGUAUGACCCAGAAAAUGUGUUUUGGUGCUGGCGGUGCGUUGGAAACGAGGGUUGGCAAGAGGUGACGGGGGGCGCGUGGUUCGGGCCGCUGUGUGAGACUGGGAAGUAG
This is a messenger RNA of Aspergillus welwitschiae, 1773 nucleotides long. Its product is annotated as FAD-binding domain-containing protein. Bases 1 to 1773 code for a protein of 590 amino acids. Gene Ontology annotation, molecular function: oxidoreductase activity; FAD binding. Lineage: Eukaryota; Fungi; Ascomycota; Eurotiomycetes; Eurotiales; Aspergillaceae. The record is from RefSeq and is a predicted model, not a curated record. The transcript has 4 exons.